This is a messenger RNA of Gekko japonicus, 903 nucleotides long. Its product is annotated as putative protein TPRXL. The transcript has 2 exons. Lineage: Eukaryota; Metazoa; Chordata; Lepidosauria; Squamata; Gekkonidae. The record is from RefSeq and is a predicted model, not a curated record. The coding region runs from base 1 to 903 and encodes 300 amino acids.
AUGUUGCCCCGCUCGCGCUCGCAAGGUGGGCGGGAGCGCCUCCCUAGCCACCCCUGGCGCGGCGGCUGCUCCCUGCCGGCUUCCUCCGGGCCGCCCCGCCCGGACACCAAAGGCUCGGGGGCUCCUGCCUGCCUGGCUCCCUACCUGCAGACAGCCUCGCUCGCCGCUCCCCGGCAGGCUCCGGGCAACGAGCGCUCCUCCUUCGCCGCGUCUUCCUCGCCCCCCUCCGCCUCUUCCGCCGGCCCCGCCGCCGGUGCCGGUACUCAGCGACAGCCCGCCGCCCGCCCCUCCCUCAGCAGCGCCGCCGCCUUGACCAUAUCUGGAAAGCGCCAAGCGCCCGCGCCCCAUACAACGCGGCGGCCAGAAGCAGGAGGCGGCCCCCUUGGAAGGCAGGACUCGCGGGCCGGCAGACACGCGCCCAGAGACCAGGCGGCGGACGGAGGCAGCAGCAGCAGCAGCAGCCACAGCACGAGAGAGGCGGGGGCGAAGGCCGGCGGCGGCGGCGGCAGCAGCAACAGCCGCGUCCCCUCAGACAGCAGCAGCAGCAGCAGCACGACGGGUGAGCAGCCUCCUUCCGCCUUCUGGCCGUCCUCUUCGGCGGCGGCGGCGCCCCUUUCCUCCUUCUCCAGCGCCUGCAGGAGCCGAACAGCCCCUCCUCAUGCUGCCCUGGCGGGCGGCAGGGCCUCGCGCGUUUUGCCCGCCACUCCGAUUGGCGCCCCCCUGACAAGAGACCUGCGGGGACUCACGGGGAGAGCAGCAGCAGCAGCAGCGGCAGCCACGAAAGGCCGCUUCCCCAGCGCUGCCGGCUCUCUCGCCGCCUCUGCCGAGGAGAGGAGAGGACGGGUUUCCGAUUGGCUCGGCUUGCACGGCUCAAGGAGCAGCGGCUUGCCGGGGAAGCUUUGA